Molecule: messenger RNA, 1193 nt
Organism: Ilex paraguariensis (yerba mate)
Lineage: Eukaryota; Viridiplantae; Streptophyta; Magnoliopsida; Aquifoliales; Aquifoliaceae
Source: the annotation of a GenBank genome assembly
GAAAAAAAGAAGACCUUCGCAUACAAUCUUCAAUUAAAUUCCGUAGCUAGAUUCUGUCGCACUUUUCUCUCUCUCCAAGCACGAACGCCUAUAUAUUGCUGCAUCAACCGUUUGGAAUUGGUACCCUGAGUUGUGUUGGUAAUGCUAUUGAAUUUCGGAGCAAAUUUAGGGUUCGUCAACGCCCUUUGUUCUUGCAACUCGACUUGAGCAAGCUUAUGCCCAAUUUGCAAUUUUUUCAAUUCCAGCAAGCAAGAGGUUUCUGAAUUAUUCUGGUUUUGAAGGUGUUUGAUGUGAAGAAGAAAGGUGAUAUGAUCAAUUUAAGCAGAAGACAACUUGGGAGUUUUUUGGUGUUUGUUAGCAGUACCGGUUUUGAAGUGUGCUUGAAUUAGGUAUAUGUUGGAAUUGUGAAGUUUUUGGGGGUUUUUGAAUGGCAGACUUGUGGAAUUGGAAGAAUUCUAGGGUUUGGGAUUCAUUUGAGAAAUUUGGCAUUUUUAGUUUGUAGUGGAAGCAGGGAAGUCUGGCUUUUCAGAGUAUUUGGGGAAUUAAGCUGUAUGAGUAGUUGGGUUCACUGGUUGGCCCAGGAAGAGAAAUUGGGAGUGGGAGAUGUUUUAUUCUCAGUUUAUAUUGGCGAAGAAGGGUCCCCUUGGGACUAUAUGGAUUGCGGCACAUUUGGAGCGUAAGCUUCGAAAGAAUCAGGUUGCGGAUACUGAUAUUGGCGUCUCUGUAGCAGACUCAAUUCUUUUUCCUGAUGUACCAAUUGCACUCCGGUUGUCUAGCCAUCUUCUGCUGGGUGUGGUGAGGAUAUAUUCUAGGAAGGUGAAUUACCUUUUUGAUGAUUGCAGUGAGGCUUUGCUCAAGGUGAAACAGGCGUUUCGCUCCACAGCUGUGGAUUUGCCUCCUGAAGAAUCGACUGCACCAUAUCAUUCCAUCACCUUGCCGGAGACUUUUGAUCUCGAUGAUUUUGAGCUGCCAGAUAAUGACAUUUUUCAUGGUAACUUUGUUGAUCAUCACGUCAGUUCAAGGGAGCAAAUUACUCUCCAAGAUACCAUGGAGGGUGUGGUUUACUCCACAUCACAGUUUGGACUGGAUGAGAGAUUUGGCGACGGUGACACUUCUGGUUUGGACCUUGAUGAGGAAUUGUUUUUGGACAAGGUUGCAGCUGCAGGACAUGCUGUUGUUACAAUGAGCUCAGA